CACUGAAAACCAGUCCAUUCCAUUGUCCAACUAUCGUUGUGAGAGCCUCGGCUGCGCCUCGUCUAUCGCUGCAUGCACAACCCCGCCCUCGCUCAAAUCAUCACUCACUUGUUGGGUUCUCUGGCCGCUCUUCUCAUCUGUGUGUGUCGUCUGUUGCUUCAUGCAUAGCCCUGGCUGUUGUAUCAGCGCCGCUUUUAUCCAGCGAAGAGAUCGUAACUACUGUCAAACCACGGAGAGACUUGAUCGGCUGAGGGGGUUCGUCGCACUAAUGUUUGAUUGAUAGUCGGCGUGACCACCGCUUGACAUCCUCACACUCGUCCUUUGUAAUACCAUAGUUUGCCGUUCUGAUCCUGGAACCUCUCUGGACUUGUGCCCCCUUCGUGUCUGUACUAGAGUUGGCUUCUGUCUGUAUCUUCUGUGGUUUCUUCGUCAAAGAUCUGAGACGACAAGUACCUGAGUUAAGGGAGCCUGGGAGUCUUCUGUAUCAAGACUGUCUGAUGCCGCAAGGGAUAACUCAAAACCUGGUCAGGAGUGACGAAAUUAGUCUUAACUCUAACACAACCACACUUGGCUAACACGACGGUGAUGUGGCGACUUUGCGAAGAAGUUUGAUCUACUGAAUGUAUGGGUCUUAAGUUUCUUCAGAGAUCAUCCACAGUUCGACGACGAGAGAUGUUUGGGAACAUCCCAUGAGUGCAGUAUAGCCUCACGCAACAGUAUAUCCGCCAUAUCUCAGUUUCUGAAGGCUACUUUCCUACUCAUAGAUUCUACAUGCAGGUCGCUGGAAUCAGGCAAUCCGAGACUCCAGUUUGCAAACCAGAAGUUGAUAAUAUGUUGCUGAGGUUGCCACCCCGAUAACGCAAAGGUCUGCACCUUGUUACAGACUCGUCAUCCGAGGAAAAAACUCUUUCUCAUACUUACAGCCACAGUGUGUCAUACCCGUGAUACAAUCAGAGGGGUCGCUUGAUCAGUACUUCAGAGAAGCUUCAGUCUUCUGAUUCCUUCUACUCUAGCUUUUCGGAGACCAUGGCACCUUACCAAGCAUUUGACAGCCAAGGUUCUCCCAAACAGUUGAGCCCCAAAAGCAGCUCACUGGAGAUAGUGAGUGUAAGCAAGGAGUCUCAUAAUAUGAGCAAGCCGGUCGCUGGUGGCGGGACUCCAUUUAGACGCGAAUGGCAGACCGCCGGCACGCAUACUAUUCAAGCACCUACUAUCCGGGUUAUCCACAUUUUUGCUCCAAAGGUGAUCAAAACAGACGUGGCGAACUUCAGGUCUACGGUACAGAAACUAACAGGCAGGAACACCAGGAAGUCGCAACGAAGAGCCCGCACGAAGACGGUUAGUAAGGUUAUUGUUCCCAACCAAGGUUGUGCGGUGAUGGGAGGCUCGCAAGGUUGUGCGAGUUUUGCUGGGCCGCAACUUUGGGAUCAGGAAAGCUCUCAGAAGGAAGUGCUCCAGGGACUCGUCGUCGAUGCUUGCGGUUCCGAUCAUCUGCAUCGCUCGAACAGCAGGGAGUCAACGUCAUUCAGCCUGGAAAGCAACACCAGCAACGACACUACUGACUUAUCCAGCCCCUCUGAGUUAUCGUUCCCUCAGUGCUGCUUCACACAAGACACCGAGCAACAGUAUUCGUUGGACGCUAUUCCUGCUCCUUUCUUUGGGUCGGUCGGGUCGGACAUGGUGCAGACUUGCUUUGCCGACUCAUCGCCGACUUUCUCAAAUACCAGCUCUCACGGUUCGGUAAGAAAUCUGGAGAACGGGUUUCAAUUGCCGCAUGUGAUGGACAGUAGCAUGAGCUUGCUGAGUUUCGAAGCAGACAUUUCAGAAUCGGGACUUGGCUCUUCGCUACUGUCCGAUUUCCCAUUUUUAAAUCCUUUAGGAGGGACUUCCUCUGGAGGCAGCUUGUACGAGUUAAUGCCCCAACAAUAUUGCAGAUUGAGCGCCGUUCACCAGCCGUUUCAAGGAUCUGGUGCUUUCUUUGAGUCCAUUUAACUCUUGGAUAACGAAUUUUCGGCACAGAUUUAAGAGAUAAGUUAUGAGUGGGUCACCACAAAUACAUUGUAUUGUAAUUCACGUGGCGAGUUAAGACGAUGAAAAGUGCAACUUCAAGUUUGAGUUGUGCUGGUUCUAGUGGCAGUGUACACUUGUACAGCAUUGAGAUCAGAAUUCAGGAGCAGUAGAGUAGAUUUGAACAUGUUACAUCACAUCUGAGAUACGAACCCCAUGGGCUGAGCAAAUCACAGCGGCAACAAGAAUGAUUACUAUUUUCUUUGCCCGAGCAACUGUAUAGAACAGAUGGGCCGCAUAAUGAAAUUUCAACGACGCGUUCAACUAGUUGAAAUGGGUACCAAAGACAUCUCUUAACUCCGAUGCAAGAUCUGAACAUUUCUUCAGAAGAAGGCACUCGGUCACACAGUUACACAGCAUUGAUGGUUACAUUGGUAGCCAUUGAAGAGUGUAGAUAUAAAUCGGCUCAUUUUUGGGAUUGGGACCUCAUGGUUUCUUAGGUAGAAUUCUAACCAUUCCUCGAAGGAAUUGUAGGAGCUUUCUGUUUAAAGUGUCUACUCCGAUCUCUGUUCACAUAGUACAUAUACAAUAAAGAAUGUCUGUUUAGGGAAACGAUGCAA
This is a messenger RNA of Physcomitrium patens, 2627 nucleotides long. RefSeq lists its product as uncharacterized. The record is from RefSeq and is a predicted model, not a curated record. NCBI's taxonomy places the organism in Eukaryota, Viridiplantae, Streptophyta, Bryopsida, Funariales, Funariaceae. Gene Ontology annotation, cellular component: nucleus.